Molecule: messenger RNA, 8023 nt
Organism: Lates calcarifer (barramundi perch)
Lineage: Eukaryota; Metazoa; Chordata; Actinopteri; Centropomidae
Gene: xirp1
Product: xin actin binding repeat containing 1
Exons: 9
Coding region: 129-7751 (2540 amino acids)
Biological process (GO): actin cytoskeleton organization; actin filament organization
Cellular component (GO): focal adhesion; stress fiber
Molecular function (GO): actin filament binding
Source: RefSeq, a predicted model, not a curated record
CGGAAGCUGUGAAUCACAAGGUGUUAAAGGACUUUGGUCUCUAGAAAUUGCUGUGUCUUGUGAGAGAUGCUUCUAAACCACAAGUCAGCCAGAAAGACAGAUAUGCACAGCUGUUAGAGGGAACAAGUAUGGAGGCAUUUGGCCUGAGGAGGACCCAGUCCCUGAAGAGUCUUUCUGGGGUUCAGGAGAGGUCAUGGGUCAUGACAACUCCAACUCACUGGAACAGGAAGUCUGUGUCUCAGCUGGUGCAACAUUACCAAAGCUGUGCCGACCCCAGGAGUAUUGAAAAAGUGGAGCCUAAACUCAAGGUGUCAGAGAGCUGUGUGGAUGUUCAGUGGAGGAGGACAGAGGGCAGGGAGAGUGUGGCGCUUUGGGGAUCAGGAAGAAGCUCUAAUCUGUCCAGGAGUCGCUCCAUGGACUCCCUCCCACAGAGAGAAUCCUCAGGCACCAGAGCUCUGUGCGCCCUGUUCGAGUCCAAGGCCACCCUGCAGCAGAGCUUCCUCAGCAGCUCUCAGCUGAACGUGAGGUCUGGUGCUGGCAGCAAAACAGGGAGAGACUGCCCCCUGCAGGACUGGAGGACUUAUAACACUCUGUUAAAGGACUCCACUGCUCAGGGAACCUCCCAGGGGGAAGGACAAAAGGCCAUGAAUGGGCUCCAAGAGUCUUACGACAGAACGUCCAGAUACUCACACGGUGAUAAAAUUAGUUCAUCACUGACUAAGGGGGGCUCUCCAACCAGACUAGCCAGAGACAGGAUAUCUACUUCCUCUUCAGUGAGAGACAGAUCAGCUCUCUAUCUGUCAAGAGCAGCAGCUAUCGACACCACAGGAGGCUCAACACAACCAGGAUUCAUUGGUAUUCCAGCAGCGAGGUCUAAAAAGAUGGCUAACGCAGCCAGGAAAAUCACAGUUUCACAGUCCUCUCAUGAUGAAGAUGACCUGCCUCCCCCACCACCUCCUCCUGUACCACCCAGACCCUUAGACUAUGAAGGACCUCCAGUUUUAAGUAGCCUCCCUGUCCCUCCACCUAGAGAAACCUUCUCCACGUUCUACCAGCAACGACAGAAGAAUGAACUCAAGAGGCUCUUUAAACACAUACACCCAGACCUACGGGCAAGUCUUGAUGAUGCAGUGGAUGAUGAGAUAAUGAAGGCAGUGCAGUCAGAGAGCGCUCAGGCAGCAGACGCAGCUUAUCAGGGGGAAGUGCAGUCCAUGAGGUGGAUUUUUGAGAACUGGACUCUGGACAAUAUUGGGGAUCCUCAUGCAACCAAGAAACUGCUAGAUGAUGAGGAGUUAAAAGGUGGAGACGUCAGAGGCACAUCCUCUGUGUUUGAGCACAUUGACAGCACCCGACAAAUGUCUACUAAAAGACAGACUUCUGUCAAAGGUGAUGUGAGAACAUCCACAUGGUUGUUUGAAACUCAAAACUUAGAUUCUCUAAAUAAAUCAAAAAGAGAAGAAGGUGAACUGGUCGAGGCAGUGCUGAAAGAACCCAUCCAGCAAGGAGAUGUGAGAGGGACUCGGCUGCUUUUUGAGUCUAAAACACUGGGUGACUUGGGACGUUGCAACUCCAUAGAAGACCAUAGCUUCCUGAAACUGAGAUCUGAGGUCCAGGAGCAGAAAGGAGACGUCCAGAAGACUGUGAAACUCUUCCAGGCAGAACCUUGCUGUGCCAUCAGAGACAACAGCGGCAAUAUCCAUGAAAUUAAAUCCAUUUGCAGGGAAGAGAUCAACAGCAACAAUAUCAGUACUGCCCGUUGGCUUUUUGAAACCCAGCCUUUGGACCUGAUUAACAAGGGAACUGAUGGAGUGAAAAUCAUUCGGGGUAUAUCACUGGAAGAGGGCCACAGAGGAGGAGUUGAUCAAAAGAGGUGGAUGUUUGAAACUCAGCCAUUUGACACAAUACAGGAGGUCAUUGGAGUAGACAAGUUUGAAGGAAUGGGGGCUGAAUGCAGAGGAGAGGCAGAUGUUGUCAACAAAAGGAAGUUUUUUGAGAUGCAACCUUUGGCAUCUCCGAAAGGAGAUUCAACAGAAAAGUCCUUGGAAAAAGAAGAAAUAAUUGGAGGGGAUGUAAAGACUUCUCUGUGGCUGUUUGAAACUCAACCAAUGGAGACUCUUGGUGAUACCUAUGAAGUUGGGCAUCUGGAGAAAAUUACCCUUUCAGCCGAUGAACAAGGAGAAGUAAAAGGCAGAAAGCAAAUGUUUGAGAGCUGCAGUAUUAAAAAGAGCACCUCAUUCAAAGAAAAGGAGAUUGAAAAAGGUGAUGUUAAGGGAUUCAAACAUCUCUUUGAAACAAUUCCUUUGAGCAAAAUUGCUCAUUCUGACGAGGAGAUAAUUGAGAAGGAAAAUGCCAUCUCAGCAGGAAACGUACAAGGUAACAAAGCAAUGUUUGAGACGACUCCUUUAUAUGCAAUAAAGGACAGCUCUGGAAACCUCCAUAAGGUCACAACAGUCAGCCGAGAAGAAUUCAUCAAAGGGAAGGUCCAAAACUACAAGUGGAUGUUUGAGACCAAACCUUUAGAUGAGCUUACAGAGGGAAAAGGAAAUGUUGAGGUAAUCAAAGGCAUCACCAGACAGGAGAAUACAAUGGGAGAUGUCAAGAUGGCAAAGUGGCUUUUUGAAACUCAGACAAUAGAUGGGAUCCAUUCCAAGUUCAACAAGACAGAGCAAAAUGCUUCUGUAGAAGAGGAGUCUCGCAAAGGUGAUGUCAAGACUUGUAAAUGGUUAUUUGAGACACAACCAAUGGACAUUUUGUAUGACAAAUCAGAAAAAGUGAAAGAUAAAGAAGCCAUUGACAACACCAAUGUCAAGUCCAUUACUUGGCUGUUUGAAUCACAGCCUCUCGACAGCAUCAAAGAUGGUGAGGAGUACAAUUUGAAGCUCUGCAGCACCAUACAGGAUUAUGUCAAAUCAGAGGUUGGUGUUCAAACAGUCAAACAUCUUUUUGAAACAGAAACCUUGGACAGAAUAAGAAAGGAUGCAAAUUCAGAACAAGACAUGAGAUGUGUCAGCCAGGUCAACUUUCAGUCAGGAGAUGUCUCACGAGUCAAAGAACUUUUUGAAUCCCAGUCCCUUGAUGAAAUUGGAUCUGAAAUGGUGACAACAUCUGAUGAACAGAGCCAAGGUGAACACAUUGAAAAAGGUUCAGUACAUAAAUUUACUUGGAUGUUUGAGAACUGUCCCAUGAACCUGAUCAAUAAGGAAAAUGAUGAUGCAAAAAUUCAGAAAGUGGGCGCUGCUGAGAGUGGUGACAUCCAGAACAAAAAGUUUAUAUUUGAAACCUCCUCACUGGACAAAAUCCAUGACGAACCCCUGCAGCAGAAUUUAGUCUCUGUGGAACAGCCUGUGAGCAAUGUAGAUGUGAAAUCAAGCACCAUGAUGUUUGAGUCCCUGCCACUCUAUGCCAUCAGAGACAAAGAGGGGCAGUUUCAUGAGGUGACAACUGUGAAAAAAGAGGAGGUAAUGAGUGGUGACGUAAGAGGAGCAAGAUGGAUGUUUGAAACAAAACCACUUGAUGCCAUCAAGGCAGAUAAUGAAGUUUAUGUGAUCCGAGCUGUCACCCAAGAAGAUGUUGAAAAAGGAGAUGUUAAAUCAGCCAGAUGGAAGUUUGAGACGCAACCCUUGGACUCCCUUACCAACCGAGAGGAGCCCUCUGUCAGGGUUACUGAAGAGUUUGGAAGCAGUAAUGUGCAGCUCAGUAAACAGAUAUUUGAAUCUGAGCAGUCAUGCAAGAAGUUUGUGCGAAUGGUUAGUGUCACUGAUGUCCAGCAUGGUGAUGUCAGGACCUCUACCUGGCUCUUUGAGAAUCAAACAAUUGACAGUCUGAAAGGGGAACCUGAGGAGAAAGGUCUGGUAAAAACAGUCCAUAGGGAAGAUAGCCAGAAAGGAGAUGUAAAACGCUGCACUUGGCUGUUUGAAUCUCAGCCACUGGACAAGAUCAAGGAGCCUGAAGAUACAUCAAAACAGGGUGUUGAGGAAGAGAUACCAAAAGCUGAUGUGAAGUGCACUACCUGGCUCUUUGAGACCACACCACUAGACAAAAUCACUGCCAGCAGUGUUGCUGACACCUUGUCAUAUCUAUACCAAAUGUCUUUUGUUCACUCAAGUGGAAUCAUCAUAGAAGCAAAUGAGAGUAGAAAUGUUAACAUGGCCAAAUAUCAACUUGAAAGAAAUGAAGGUGUGCAAAUCCAGAAAGAAGAGGUUGUUGGUGGUAACAUCAGGAACAUCAUGUUACAACUCUUACUUAAACCAACCCUAAAGCCGGAAGUUACUCUUCUUAGAGAGGUGGAGAAGGGUAAAAUGAACACCACAGUAGUCGAACUUCCAGUCUACCAGUCAGCCACAACUAUCAACCUUGAGAGGGAUCAGAGGAUACAAAACAUUGUUCAGAUGACUGAUGAAUUGUUUGUUCAAGAUAGGGCUUUGAAAAAAGGAAUCAUAAUGCAAGAGACUGCAGGGGGACAAGCAGAGAUGUCAGUUUAUUCACUCAUCUGCAAUUAUGAAACCAAAAGUGAGAGUCAAGUCAUAGAGAGGGGAGAUGUGAAGUCAGCAAUUGGAAAUCUGUUAGCUACUGCCAGUAGUCAGAGGACUGCAGCAUCAUGUAGAGUGGAUGAGAAUGAAAAGGGAAAUGUGAACUUGUAUAAAAGUUGCAUUGAGAAAGGAGAUCUGCACUACCUGAAGAGUCUUCAUACAGAGUUAUCAGGGGAUGAAGCUGAUGACAGCCUUGUUGCUAAAGAACAGAUUGAAAUAGUUCAGGGGGAUGUGAAAGAAGCAAAGAGAAGUCUAUGCCUGCAGAAAGAUCAGGUACAGCGAAGUAUUUCUGAUGUUUUGCCAGGAGAUGUACAGAAUACCAAAAAAGUUUUUUCAUCAGAGUGCUCUUUCAGUGUUGAAAACUGUGUUCCAAAGGAAGAAAUAAUCCCUGGGGAUGUCUUAUCAGCAAAGCAACAACUUGCAGUAAAGCAACCUGUCAUGGUAGAAAAAGAGGAAAUUGUGGCUGGGGACAUAAAGGCAACAAUGCAGUCAUUAGAACGUGCAAAGCAACAGAGCAUGUGUGUGGAGCGGGAGAUCAUUCAACCUGGAACAAUCUAUGACAUGAAUUUGUCAGCCCAAGCUCCUGAUACAGAAGGAAGCCCAGCACAAAAAGAAGUCAUUAUAUCUGGAGAUGUGAAAGCAGCUAAGAAGUCCCUUGAAAUGGCUAAGCAGCAAAGCAUGCAAGUGGAACGUGAAGUCAUUGUUCCUGGAAAAAUAUACAACCUUAAUGUCUCGGCACAAGAGGAAAGCUCAGCAGUGACGCAGUCGACAUGUUCAUCUUCCUCCAGAUGCCAGCAAAUCAGGACUUAUCCAAAGGUCAGUGAUGCACUGAGAGAUCAGGAAAGCCAUGUUUCCCUUGAGGCUUGUCAACCAAGAGCAGUUGUAGUCAGUAACUGUGCACCAGAAUCACUGCCACCUUUUGUAAGUUAUGAGUGUAAUGGCCAGACAACAGAAGAUGAGACAGAAGAAGUUAUCAGAGGAGAUGUGAAGGCAACUAUUAGGUCUCUGCAGAGUGCAGCGACAGAGCAGAAGCUCCUAGAUAAAGAAGAUAUUGUCAGAGGUAAUGUUCAACUGGCUCUGCAAUCUCUUGAGAAAUCUAGUGUAAAUGUAUCCAAAGGAGACUAUAAAGCUGCAAUGAUAUACAGAAACUCAGGCAGGGUUUGUUCAGGGAGGAGCAAGACUGUUCACAAGCAGUGUGUUGUGGUGUCUAUGCCUCCAUCUGACACAAAAUUAUCUCCUUCAAUUUCAGUAACCUCUGAAGGACAACCAUCAGUUACAACACAGAAUUCAACAACCAACCCUGUAGCAAAUGGAAACUCAAAAUCAUCCAGCUCCGAGAGUGUAACUCCACCUCCAAUCCCUCAAAAGAUUAGAGAGAAACUACAGGAGCCGAAGCCAGCUUUACCACCAAAGCCACAAUGGACAAAAUCAGUAGUUGUGGAGGAACCAAAUAGUUCCCUUGGAAAAAGUGCAGUGAUACCUCCAAAACAAAGCAAACAGCUUCUAGUGCCCUCAACAGAUAAACUACAAGAAAACACAAUCAAUAAAGAAACCUUACAUGAAACAUACAAACAAAGACGUGUUGAUGAAACAGUGCAAAAUUUAAGUCAAACAAAUCAACAUCUACCACAGGCUCAAGAAAUUAAGAAGAAAAAGAAAACAACACCACUUACAGGGGAAAAAUCAGACUGCCAGGUCAUGAACAGCACUGUGGAAACGGAGAGAAAUGUAAUACAGAAAAUUAAUGCAGCUGAAGAGAUUCAGAUGUGUAUGAAAAAUUACUCAGAAGAUGGUAAACAUGAAAUGAGUAUGAGCUUGCAGGCUGCUUUACAGAAUUUUGAAAGAAAGGAAAGUGAGACUCUGGACAGAAGAGUCCCUUUAUUAACCAAAAGGGUAAAAGUAAUAAAUGAUAGUGACAAUAGCUAUACCAACACAGUCUCUACUCAACAAUACAAAUCAAAUUCUGAACCUCCCAAAAAACAACACCAUGAGACUGAAGUGCCAACAGUCAACAGUCAGCUUGAAGAUAAAGUUGUCCUUAGAGAGAAGAAAGUAAAAGAGACAGAGGAUGAGCGGCGGCAGAGACUUUCUGUCCACAAAGAAGAGAUCAUGAAAGGAAAUGUGAAGGCAGCCAUGGAAAUUUUUGAGAAUUUGAGAAAACGUGAGGAACUCAAGGGAAUCCUGUCUCAGGUAGAAGAGAUAGAGGAAGAAACCACCAGCGCUGACGUUAGCUCCUUGAAGACAUUAUACGAGAAUGUCCCUGCUUGGAUGGUUACACCAAGCAGAAAUGCUAAGCAAAGUAAAACACAGGAAAAGAAAGUUGAAGUAGAGACACAGGAUGAUGAUUUAGAAAGCAUCUCUUCGGUUGAGACUGCAUUUGAGGAUCUGGAAAAGGCGAGUAAAGAAAUAAUGAAUCUGAAGGAAGAGACUUUAGCUAAGCUUCUUGACAUUGAAGAAGCAAUUAAAAAGGCUCUGUACUCCGUCUCCAAUCUAAAAUCUGAGGCUGACAUCGCAGGCUUGUCAGGACUAUUUGAUGAAUCUUUAAAAUCUGAGCAAAACCUUCAACCUGCCAACAACAUCAGGAAAAUAAGUAUUGUGUCAAGCAAGGCCAAAUCAGGUCAAACCCAAGAGAUGACUGACGUGAAUCUGCAAACACUUUGUGAUUCAAGUCCCUUCAAGCAAGAAGUGCCCAGACAAGUGCACAAUAAGCCACUCAUCAGACAGUCUUCCCAGUCCUCCCCAUCGUUCAUCUCCAUACACUCAGCUGCUAGGAAGCCUGCGAAACAACCAAAGUCACCCAUGUCAACAUUUAAACCAAAAACAGAGGUUGCAAAUAAUGAUCUGGGACAGGAGUCUCCUGCCGAGUCCUCAAAAAAUGGUCACAGUCCUGCACAACGCAAAGUCAGUGUUCUUGAGGUGAAAACUGUUCCAGAGCAGCCUGCAGGAAUAAUCGGCACAAAGACUGUCAGUGAAACAUAUGAAGAGACUGAUGGCUUCGGCAAUGUAUUUGUUUCCUCCACGACUUCAACAUUUGUAACCAAACAAUCUGACACAAAAUCAUCUGCUCUGUUUGAAGUGGUUGGAAGUCCAACCAGAUAUGAAGUCAUGACAUCCCCAUUAAUGCGGAGAUCUGGUUGCCCUUAUGAAGAUAAAGUGUUCAGCAACGCCAAGGAAGAAGGGACAGUGUUUGUAACAUUUAGCCAACCCAAGGAAAAGCAUUAAAUCAGCCACUUAUCAGACAGUGCAUUUUCCAGUCCUUUAAUUUUAGGAAAACAGUUAUUCCAUUUGUAUUUAUCACAUUAUGUUUUAAUGAAAAUGUUUUGUAACUGAUUAUCUAAAAUGAUUUUAAAAAGUUGACUUUCAAUUGAAAAAAGAAAAAAGUGUCUUAUAGAUUUUAUACUUUAACCACAUGACAAAGUGUUAAGUUUAGCUUAUAGUUGAUAUUGUAUGUUCUAUUGUGUAAAUUGUGAAAUAAAUGACAGUUUAAAAAAUAA